UAUCUAUAGCCGCGCCAAUGCGCAUGCGCGUCCGACGAUUCGCGGUUGCGCCAACUGGUAGAGGAUGUUGCUAGCAGCCAGUGUAGAUGCACAGCCUUUUUCACAACAAUAACACCGACCAAAUUUGCAUCUCCACAUAUCCCAUUUCUGGAUUCUACAUUCCGAACGCCGUCGGAAAACGUGCAUUGGACCGGGCCACGCCGAACUUGCUUCAGUGUUUUUGGGGCAACAUCUCGUGUUGACAAUGGGAGCGGAGGGGUUUGCACAUUUACACGGCUGCUUUCUGCAGGAGCAGAAACAGGAAUCAUGGCUGGCCAGCUAGGCCGCGCAGGGAUUUUCUAUCUCACGGCAACGCUCUGUUGAUAUAAAUUAGUGUACGCAGGCUUGGCACCAGCACAUAAAACGUGUUGCUGACAGGCCAGUGUUUUAAUAACGCGUUUCUUGUUGUUUUCUGUGUUCUUUUUGGGGCCCACAACACAAGCUAGUGAGCCCGCUAGCUUCACAACCUUGACUGGUUGACGUCUUGCUUUCGUAGUUAGCUCCUUUAGCCCGCUAACGACAGCUAGCGUCGCUUGGCCGGUCAUCCGCUGGACAAAAACAUUCAGAAAAACGCGUUUUUGUGCGGGCUUCGGUCUCGUCGUUGUGUGCCUGUUAGGCAUUUAAACCGCAAAUUCACUCAGCAACGUCUGCUCCUGGAUGAAUGUGGGACAAAAUGGAGACCCCGACGAUUGUGUACGAUUUGGAUACCUCUGGGGGCUUAAUGGAGCAAAUCCAAACACUGCUGGCACCCCCGAAGUCCGAGGAGGUGGAGAAGAGGAGUCGGAAGUUGGUGAGAGACGUCCGGAGGAGCGGCAGGGCCACCAACCACGACACCUGCGAUAGCUGCCGGGAGGGGGGAGACUUGCUGUGCUGUGACCACUGCCCUGCAGCCUUCCACCUCCAGUGCUGCAACCCACCUCUAAGUGAAGAAAUGCUUCCCCCCGGGGAAUGGAUGUGUCACCGCUGCAAUGUUCGAAAAAAGAAGCGAGAGCAGAAGUCAGAACAGACCAACGGCCUACCAGAGCGGUCUUCGUCUAAGCGCGCUGUGUCCCCGGCUGUGGAGCUGGAACUCAACGCUGGCCCGCUGCGGCUCGACGGCCUGCCUCCAGGGGCCGGAGCAGCCGGGCCAGGUCUACGAGUGGCCCAGGUGCGCCUCUUGGACCGAAGAACCAGCAGCAGGCCGAGCAGCCGGCCUGGGACGCCCACCUCCAACACUUCGUCCACGCCAACCCCCUCAGAGGAGCAGAACGACGGAGAGGAGGAGGCAGCAGAGCCUGAGGAUGAAAUUCAGAGUGCAGAGCUUGAGGGUGCUACGCUAUCCACUCCAACACCGCGCCUCCUCAAGAGGCCAUUUCAGCUGCUAAUAGCAGCCGCUAUGGAGAGAAAUCCUACGCAGUUCCAGCUGCCCACCGAGCUCACCUGCACCACUGCACUGCCAGGCAGCAGUAAACGGAGGAGAAAAGAGGAGCUACUUGGAAAGCCUUUCAGGAGGCCUCAGCACGAACUGGAUUCCAAUGGUCUGGUCCCUCUACCGGUCAAAGUCUGCUUUUCAUGCAACAGGAGCUGCAGGAUGGCUCCACUGAUCCAGUGUGACUAUUGUCCCCUUCUGUUCCACAUGGACUGUCUGGACCCUCCACUCACAGCUUUACCUGCUGGCAAAUGGAUGUGUCCAAACCACGUGGAGCACUUGGUGCUGAAUCAGAGGAGCCUCAGUCUGUCCAGCCGCUGUCAGCUCUUCGACCAGUUCCAGGACAGGAUGUCCCAGCAUGCUGUCAAGUUGGACUUCCUGCGUAGAGUCCAUCGACAGAAUGCACCCAAUAGGCGCACCUCCCACCAGCACAACAAGAAGACCAUCAAGGUGCCAGAUGCCAUCAAGUCCCAGUACCAGAACCCUCCUUCCACGCUGCUUCCUGCAGGGGUGCGCCAGCUGGAGCUGGUUUGCAGCGCCGUUCCUGACCAUCAGCCCUCAAAGCACCUAACCACAGAAGCUGAGCAGCAGGAGUGGCUUCAGGACGUCAUCGCCCUCCAGUGCAGCAUCAUGCGACACCUUUCCAUCAAACAGAAGGCGCCAUCCGCCUUGCCACCAUUGGAAGCAGAGUGGGUUUCUGAGCAGAAAGCCAGUACUAAAUCAUGUGUAACAUCAGAUGACAUGAAAACUCAGGCCUCUUUAGAAAGGACUUCUUCCCCUGACCCCUGCUCUAAACCCUGCAGUACAUCCGAUGACCCCCUGGGGGCCGCUUUUUCUCUGGAACCCCUAGCAGAGCUGGGUGUUUGUAAAUGCAGCAUGACUCCGUGUCAGAACUGUAGGAAACCCAAUGGACCGCUGGCAGAGGAGGGUCAGCCUCCCAAAGCCAACGGCCCUGUAGACUGUCACAGUGCCUCAGACUCCUGCAGGCAGGCUGAGCUGCAGCACAGACUGAAGCCCAGCAUGACACCCCCAGACUCAGCUCCUGUGCUUGUGAACCACAUAGGAGCUGUAGAAAUGGUUAAAAAGGAGCCGGAGAGCACUACAGAGGCCUGUGCUCAAAAAAACUGUCCCACUGCCCCGACGAUAUGGCCCCACAGCAGCCAGCAGAACCACAGCAGCCAAAAGGCGCGCCAGGAGGGGAGCGCGGCCAGCGACGAAAAACCCUCCCACUCCAUCACCAGCCGUGCCCCCUCAGACACACCACCUAAAGGCAGCCACGAGCACGGCCCCACCAAGCUGGGCUUGACAUCACCUACUCCAGACAUAAAAGCUGGAGCUGGCCUGAUGCCUCUGAUGCCCAGCACGUUCUCCUCCAUCUCCAACCUGUCCAGCUACCUGAAAGAUGGAAAGGAUGAGGAUGGAGGGAUUGUGCUGGACAAACUGGAUGCAGAGAUGAUCAAGCUCCUGGCCUGGCAGAGGAUCCAGCAGCUCUUCCCCCCCAAAGCGCCCAGCACGCCACCUCCCCUAACAGCUGCUACUCCCCCGAAAACGCCACCACCCCACCCUGACAGUCAGAAGAAGGUACAGGCCCGGGCUGUCUUCUACCCGCUGACAGGAAAAGGAGGCGCUGUUAGCAUGUGCUACAGGACGUUAUACAUAGGAUCCGGUGCUGACAUGGACGUGUGCCUUACAAACUAUGGUCACUGCAACUACAUUUCGGGGAAACACGCCUGUAUUUUCUACGAUGAGAAUACCAAGCAUUACGAGCUGCUCAACUACAGCGAGCACGGCACCACCGUGGACAACGUCUUGUACUCGUGUGACUUCUCUGAGAAAGCUUCGCCGUCUCCACCCAGCGGACUGGUGGCCAAAGUUCAAGGCAUCAUCCGUCGCAGUAAGAAGCGUGAGGAUGACGAGGGUUCCAGCUCGGUGGUGGGCUUGUUGCCGGCCGGGGGUGUGAUGAGCAGCCAGCCUCAGGGCAGCUCUGAGCUGUCAUGCAGCUGUAAGGCGAGCAGCUCCAGCCUGAUCGGAGGCAGUGGAGCAGGCUGGGAGGGCACUGCCCUCCUCCACCAUGGCAGCUACAUCAAACUGGGCUGCCUCCAGUUUGUCUUCAGCAUCACAGAGUUUGCCAGUAAGCAGCCCAAAGAAGAGCAGACAGCAACGCCUGCCACUAGUUGCACUGGCGUCACCACCAGCAGCAGCAGCAGCAGCAGCAGCAGCAGCAAUGUGGCCAGCACCACUACCAGCACCGCCCCAACCACCACCAUAACCACACCACCACCCCCACCUCCACCACCAUCCAAUACUGCCACAGUGAGCAGCCCCUCCAGCCAGGAUGGGACUGACACUGAGACUGUUCCUCCCCACCAAGUGCCCAUACUGCACGCCAACUCUGUUCCAUAACCCGCACAGGAAGUCCCGCCCUCCCUCCUUUUGUUUUGCACCUUCGGAGUCACAAUGAAGGGAAAGCUGCACAGCUGGUUGGUCAACAGGGAAAAGUUUAUUUUUUCAUUUUUAAUGGUUUAUAUCUUUGCAUGAACUUGAAGUAUUAUUGACAAUCUUUUCUGUUUUUGAAUGACUGACAGUAACCUUCUGUUCACUUCAGACCGUGAGGACUUUGAGCGAACAUUAUUUACCUGCGCUCACUUUUAUUUUUGCCAGUAUAUUGUUUAUGUAUGGUGUAACAUUAAUUUGUCAGUCAGCACAUUUAGCACAAACCUUUUUAUUUUGUAGUAUGAAUUCCAUACAUUCUAAUUUCUUUUGCUGCUUUUGCACCACAGGUAGCUAUAUAUGUAUGAAAACAUACAUGCUUAUACACUAUAUGUAUAUAUAAUGUAAAUAUAUAUAAUUCAGUGCCUCUCAAUUGGAGAAACAUUGGAUUUCAUGUAGAUCUACCAUUUUUUGGUUUUUAACUGUACAGUUCAUGGAAUUUGUGAUACCGUGUAGAGUACCAGAAGUUUUGUGAUAAAACUUGUUCUUAGUCUGUACUUUCCGCUGUAGUCCAUCUGUAAAUACCGUAUUGUUUUAGCACUCAUUUUAACAUCUUGUGCUGCUCUGUAUAUAAGCACUCUUUGUCUGUACCUGCUUGUCUGUUCAAACCUGUAAAUACAGAAAGAUUUUUUAAGAACAA
Messenger RNA from Larimichthys crocea (large yellow croaker), 4577 nucleotides. RefSeq names its product PHD finger protein 12b (gene phf12b). NCBI's taxonomy places the organism in Eukaryota, Metazoa, Chordata, Actinopteri, Sciaenidae. The record is from RefSeq and is a predicted model, not a curated record. Bases 701 to 3850 code for a protein of 1049 amino acids. Gene Ontology annotation, molecular function: protein binding; transcription corepressor activity. Gene Ontology annotation, cellular component: Sin3-type complex; nucleus. The transcript is spliced from 15 exons. Gene Ontology annotation, biological process: negative regulation of transcription by RNA polymerase II.